GUCUCCUGCAGUAAACAGACACAAAAGCCACAAGAUGCCACUAUCCACCACAAGCCUGGUCAUGCUGCUAGCUGGGGCCUCAUGUGUCCUACAGGCGACAGGGUCCGUCUGUCCCUACAAUACAACGGGUUGCGAUUGUGAAGAUAAGGUUAUAUACUGUGAAAAGCUGCAGGUGAUGCCUUCCCUAAACACAGAACUUGACGCCAGGAAUUUUACAGAUUUAUAUAUUACGGAAGGAAGCUUAAAGAGCAUACCUAAUGGGAGUCUCCCAGCUGGUCUUCGCACUGUUACGUUUAUUAACAACCCAAUCACAGAGAUAAGAGAGGAUGUGUUUAUCAACUCAGCCAUAUCAUUGCAAGAAAUAGUCAUCUCAAGUGCCAAUUUAAGACAGUUACCAUUAGCACUGAUCAAGCUGACCAAUCUGUCCAGUCUGAAAAUAGACGACACUCCCUUAGGGACACUGCCAGAUGAUGUGCUUCAGCAUAUUGGUGCCACCCUGAGAUCUCUUACAUUAACAAACGUUAGUUUGCCUGCCUGGCCCAGUGGGUUGUCUAACUUUAGUUUGUUGACUGAACUCUACUUGGACCAGAACUCUUUGACAGUUGUCCCCGACAGCGCUUUGAUCGCCUGCAAAGAUGUACUGCGAGAUCUUAGUCUGGUCAGUACUGGUCUGACCCGCGUCCCGAAGGCCCUGUCGUAUUUAUCCGCUCUGAUGUUUCUUGACCUCAGUGGGAACCGAUUUGUUGAUGAGUUUGUAUUUGAUUCAGUCUUCCCAUCUGGGUCAAAACUUUACAAACUGACAAUCAAUUUGGCUGGGUUAACUAGAAUAGCAAACUUCUUAAGUCUAACGAGUCUGGAUAAAAUCUAUUUAAACAACAACAACAUAUCUGAUCCUAGUGUAGGCUCAUUGCCUCCAUCGGUAACUGAACUGUACCUUGUUUCCAACAGUCUGUCUUUAGUCCCCACUUGCGUUGCUAAGAUCUCUGGGCUUUCUACUUUAGAUCUGACAAACAAUAACAUAUCGAAAAUUGAACCCGGCACUUUCCCCACCAGCUUGCAAACGCUACGUGUGAGUUACAACAAGAUCACAAACAUUACCCCUUCUGAUUUGCCGUCCAGUUUAUCAGACCUAGGUUUAGAAUUUAACCAAAUAACAGAGAUUCAGUCACAACCUUUUCCGACAACGUUGAGAUACCUACAUUUGAACCACAACCAGCUAACACGAAUCAACACUUCCAGUUUACCUCUGAAUCUGAGAGACCUGGAUCUGAGCUUCAACAAAAUCAGUGAGAUUGUCCCAGAUAACUUUAACCCCGGUCUCGUUCACCUGUACUUGAGUAACAACAACCUCAGUUCUAUUUCAAACACAACGUUCCAGAACCUAACACGAUUGGUGGAAUUACGUUUAGACCACAACCCAAUCUUAAGCAUCCCAGACCUGGCCUUCUUUGACCUCAAAUCUCUGACCAAACUUUACCUGGAUAACACAGACUUGACAGAAAUCCCCACCGCGAUAGGAGACCUGUCAAAUAUUCGUGGCGAUUUGGGGGGAACUGUGAGUCUGUCUGCCAUCGAAUCAAUGAUCUGUCCAUGCCCUAAGCCCGUUAAACUUGUCAAUUGGGUUCAGAGUGUGACAAAUAUUCAAGGAUACUGCAGCAACGGUUUCACUAUUUCUCAAUACCUCCUUACCGAAUGUCAAAUAGCAACAACGACAGUAAGAGAAACUACAACACCUCAUGGUAACGCCUCUGUGCUUGGAUUAAGUGCAGUUUAUAUAUGGGGAGCUUUGUUUGUGCUUCUGUCUGUUCGUUUCUUUAACAAUUGA
Molecule: messenger RNA, 1825 nt
Organism: Candidula unifasciata
Lineage: Eukaryota; Metazoa; Mollusca; Gastropoda; Stylommatophora; Geomitridae
Source: the annotation of a GenBank genome assembly